Hyla sarda is the source of this 7414-nucleotide messenger RNA. It is a transcript of the gene ZSWIM8, whose product is annotated as zinc finger SWIM-type containing 8. NCBI's taxonomy places the organism in Eukaryota, Metazoa, Chordata, Amphibia, Anura, Hylidae. Gene Ontology annotation, cellular component: Cul2-RING ubiquitin ligase complex. The coding region runs from base 1185 to 6686 and encodes 1833 amino acids. The record is from RefSeq and is a predicted model, not a curated record. Gene Ontology annotation, molecular function: zinc ion binding. The transcript is spliced from 26 exons.
CUCCACACACUGGCUCUCGCCGGUGAAGGAAGCCGGAAGCGGCAGGGCGGAAACUGGGAUCAGCUGAUCGAGCUGUCCCCAGGUAGUGCCGGGGAGAGGAAGCCGAGGCUGGCUGGCAGGCUGGUGGGGAAGGGCAGCUGACUGGCUGUAGAAAGCGUCUGACGAGGAGCGCUGUACACCAAGGUGCACCAACAGAGUGGAGGGAGGCGCACAGGCCCUGCACCACCUCUCUCCCGGCACAGGGGGGCAGUCUCGUCAGUGCAGGGCUGAGCUGUAGGGGGGCUUUUGUUCAAUCCGAGGAGCUGAUACAUCCCCUCAGGGGGCCCUGACAUCGUCCUCCUCAGCCCAGGCUGCUGCCAUUACAUCCCCCUGUUCCUUCACACCAGAGGCCGGCAGAGAUAGGACACAAAGGAAGCCGAGGAGAACAAAGAGCGGACAGGGAAGGCUCCCAGAGAGGGCAUCGGGGACCCUGGUGACAGCAGUGACAGCUCAUGGGCACCAAGUAACCUGAGGAGCUGCAGGAUCUGGAAGGCGCAUUCUCUUGCACACAACCAUCCACUCACUGACACCUUCUGGAUCCCAAAACUAUAGAUUUUACUAAGAUGUGAAAUUGUUGCUUUUUCGGAGGAAAGGAGACAAUAGUUGCCAUUGUCUGGAGCUUUGUUGACGUUUCUGCUGCUUCCAGCCAUCGUGCAGUGUAAAUAUUAUUGUUCAGGAAGUUGGAGUAGCCUUCAGUGUAACCUUUGUAACAUGCAGCUCCUGGAUCAUAAGGGAGCAGACUCCACAAUGCAUCUUCUGCUCCGGCUGGGGGAUCACCCUGAUCUUUGUCUGGAGGCUGUAGUGUCAUUGAAGUGAUAUAUAUAUAUAUAUAUAUAUAUAUAUGUCAGCAGAGUAGAUUGAGCACAGUGCAUAUCUGAUAGGGGAAGGUCUGGGGAAUUUGAAAAGCACAAGAGUACAGUAAUAUAAACUUUCAUAGAAGUGAUGGAUUUUUAUAAGAGAAUUUCUAUUAAGGAUGUGGUAAUUUCUUAAAGGAAAGUUACGUCCAUCAAACACAGCAGGACUGCAAUCCAAUAUAUUUUUAUGACAUUGAAUUUUGCACCUGUCCUUUUUUUCCCCUCCUGACUCCUUCCCCCCCGUUUGUUGUGACAUCCACAAGUCCCUUCCAGCCUUGACCAUUGGAUGUAAUGGAACUCAUGUUUGCAGAGUGGGAGGACGGUGAGAGAUUUUCUUUUGAGGACUCGGACCGCUUUGAGGAAGACUCCUUAUGUUCUUUUAUCUCAGAGGCAGAAAGCCUCUGCCAGAACUGGAGAGGAUGGCGCAAACAGUCAGCAGGGCCCAACUCCCCCACAGUGAAGAUGAAAGAUGGAUAUGUGAAUCCACUGGUGGAACUGUCUGCAAAGCAGGUGGCAUUUCACAUUCCAUUCGAAGUGGUCGAAAAGGUUUACCCCCCAGUUCCAGAGCAGCUACAACUGCGGAUUGCAUUCUGGAGCUUCCCAGAGAAUGAGGAGGAUAUAAGGUUGUACUCAUGCUUAGCAAAUGGUAGUGCUGAUGAAUUCCAAAGGGGAGAACAACUGUUUCGUAUGAGAGCUGUGAAGGACCCUCUACAGAUUGGUUUCCACUUGAGUGCCACUGUGGUGCCUCCACAAAUGCUUUCCCCAAAAGGUGCCUACAAUGUGGCUGUGAUGUUUGACCGUUGCCGGAUCACAUCGUGCAGCUGUACCUGUGGAGCAGGAGCAAAGUGGUGCUCACAUGUUGUGGCCCUCUGCCUCUUUAGGAUACACAAUGCAUCAGCUGUCUGUUUGCGAGCUCCAGUCUCUGAAUCUUUGUCACGGCUACAGAGGGAUCAGCUGCAGAAGUUUGCACAGUAUCUUAUCAGUGAGCUACCACAACAAAUAUUGCCCACUGCUCAGCGUCUUCUGGAUGAAUUACUGUCUUCACAGUCAACUGCCAUUAACACAGUCUGCGGAGCCCCAGACCCCACAGCAGGACCCUCUGCCUCUGACCAGAGCACUUGGUACCUUGACGAAUCCACUUUGAGCGAUAACAUAAAGAAGACGCUACAUAAGUUUUGUGGCCCCUCUCCUGUUGUUUUCAGUGAUGUAAAUUCCAUGUAUCUGUCAUCUACUGAGCCUCCCGCUGCAGCAGAGUGGGCCUGUCUCCUGCGCCCACUAAGAGGAAGGGAGCCAGAAGGUAUAUGGAAUCUUUUGUCCAUUGUUCGCGAGAUGUUCAAGAGACGGGACACGAAUGCCGCCCCCUUACUUGAGAUCCUCACUGAACAAUGUCUGACAUAUGAGCAGAUAACAGGUUGGUGGUACAAUGUGCGGACAUCAGCAUCUCAUAGCAGUGCUAGUGGACAUACAGGUCGCAGUAAUGGACAGUCAGAAGUUGCUGCUCAUGCCUGUGCUAGUAUGUGUGAUGAGAUGGUCGUCCUAUGGAGAUUAGCAGUUUUGGAUCCUACCAUCAGCCCUCAAAGACGGCGGGACCUCUGCGCUCAGUUACGACAGUGGCAGCUGAAAGUCAUUGAAAAUGUCAAGAGGGGCCAGCAUAAAAAGUCUCUAGACAAACUUUUUCAAGGCUUUAAACCAGCAGUGGAGGCAUGCUAUUUCAAUUGGGAAGAAGCAUACCCCAUUGCAGGAAUCACAUAUUGCAGCACUGACAAGAAAAACUCUUUCUGUUGGGUCAAAGCAUUUCAGCAAAGAACCUGCCGCCUUCAGUGUUCGGAGGCUGUAUGUGAAGGUGGACGCGCACAAGGGCAUGAAAGCUGCCUGAUCUAUGGUGAUCGAUCACGUCCUUCUUCCCAGGAAAUAUCUGUGCGUCCCAAGGAGCUUGUGGCAAAAAGAAAAGUGACAUCUGAAGCCCCUCAAAGAGUUCUGAGGAGACUUUCUACAGAGGGGGGAGAGAAAGCUAUAUAUAAAUCUACAGUCAGCAAAACAAAGAUACCAGCAAGUAAAUGUCUGGCCAACAAACACAGUGGCAAGCGUCGGAUGAGUAGUGAAGAUAGUUCCCUAGAACCAGAUAUGGCUGAAAUGAGUCUUGAUGAUAGUAGUAUGGCACUUGGGGCUGAAGCUAGUAAUACCUUUAGCUUUAUAGAAUCACCUCUAAGUAGAAGAUACAGGGACAACUUUGAAGAUGAGGGAGGUGUUUAUUUCUCAGAAGGCUUAGAGUCUUCUGUCAUUAUCAGUACAGCAACGUCUAAACCUGACACUGAUGCAGUAAUUGAAGCUUCUGCUACUACUGGCAGUGGAGAAGGAGAUCCAGUUGUUGCAGAUGAUGAGGAGGGAAAAAAUCUGAAGAGUGAAAUAGUGACCAUAGAUGGAGCAGUGGGUGGAGGUGCAGGGGACAACAAAGUAGUAGAGGAAAGUAGAAGCCGCGAAAAGGGUGAGGAUGAAGAUGACUAUCAUGCCUACUACUUAAACCCGCAAGAGGCAGCUAAAAAUGAAGAUGAAAAAGUAGAGGAAGGAAUAGAAGAGGAACAUGAUAUAUUUGCAGGGAUAAAGCCUCUGGACCAGGAAAACAGAAUGGAGGUAUUAUUUGCUUGUGCUGAGGCUCUGUAUGCUCAUGGAUACAGUACUGAAGCAUGUCGUCUUACAGUGGAGCUAGCACACGAUCUAUUGGCAAAUCCACCUGACCUGAAAGUUGAGCAGCCCCCAACCAAGGGUAAAAAGAACAAAGUUUCAACAAGUAAGCAAACGUGGAUAGCCACAAACACGUUGUCAAAAGCGGCUUUCCUAUUAACUGUGCUAAGCGAGCGGCAGGAGUACCACAACCUGGCCUUCUGUAUUGGAAUGUUUGCCCUGGAGCUUCAGAGACCCCCAGCUUCCACAAAAGCUUUAGAGGUAAAGUUGGCAUACCAAGAAUCUGAGAUUGUGUCUCUUUUAAAGAAGAUUCCUUUAGACUGUAAUGAAAUGAACACUAUUCGUGGGCGAGCCAAGGAUCUACGAGAUGGCACACUGUGUGACUAUCGACCUGUGCUUCCUCUUAUGCUGGCCAGUUUUAUUUUUGAUGUUCUUUGUACCCCAGUGGUGUCCCCAACAGGUUCCCGUCCUCCAAGUCGUAACCGUAACAAUGAAAUGCCUGGGGAUGAAGAGCUGGGCUUUGAGGCAGCUGUUGCUGCGCUAGGAAUGAAGACAACAGUCAGUGAAGCAGAGCAUCCCUUGCUUUGUGAGGGAACAAGACGAGAGAAGGGUGAUUUGGCACUAGCUCUAAUGAUUACCUACAAAGAUGAUCAAUCCAAGCUGAAAAAGAUAUUGGACAAGCUGUUGGAUCGCGAAAGUCAAACUCACAAACCUCAAACUCUGAGUUCCUUCUACUCUUCCAGUAAACCAACUACAGCCAGUCAAAAGUCUCCCUCCAAACAUGCCUCGCAGUCUACAGCAGCCAUUAUAUUAUCAGGUAGCCCAGCCGCUCACCAGCAGCCAGGCAUGGCUACUACAGUUCAUGGAGGGAUUGCUGACAACUUUUCAGAGAAGAACCCACAGGAUAGUUCCCAGAAAUCAAGCAGUGAACCAGCGGAAGCACAAGUGUACAAACAGGAAGGAAAAGUUCCAAGCCGCCUUGCAUUGGGAAACCGAGGAGGAUAUAAUGGGAGGUGUUGGGGUUCACCAGUGCGUCAGAAAAAAAAGCACACCGGAAUGGCCAGCAUUGACAGCAGCGCACCAGAAACUACAUCGGACAGCUCCCCAACCCUUAGUCGCCGACCAUUGCGUGGGGGUUGGGGUGCUACUCCUUGGGGGCGUGGACAGGACAGUGAUAGUAUCAGCAGCUCCUCAAGUGACUCUCUUGGCUCAUCAUCAUCUAGUGGGAGUAGAAGGGCAAGUGGUGGAGCUAGAGCCAAGACAGUAGAAGUUGGAAGAUACAAAGGGCGUCGCUUGGAGAGCCAUGCUCCCCAUGUCCCUAAUCAACCCUCUGAAGCAGCUGCCCACUUCUAUUUUGAGCUGGCAAAGACUGUCCUUAUUAAAGCUGGUGGGAACAGCAGCACUUCCAUUUUUACACAUCCAUCCUCCAGCGGUGGACACCAAGGGCCCCAUCGCAACCUGCACCUCUGUGCCUUUGAAAUAGGUCUCUAUGCCCUGGGCCUGCACAAUUUUGUGUCUCCGAACUGGCUGUCUAGGACCUACUCUUCACACGUCUCCUGGAUAACUGGGCAAGCAAUGGAGAUUGGAAGUGCAGCACUAAAUAUUCUCGUGGAGUGCUGGGAUGGCCAUCUUACUCCACCAGAGGUCGCCUCUUUGGCAGACAGGGCUUCCAGAGCUAGAGAUUCCAAUAUGGUUCGAGCAGCUGCAGAACUGGCUCUAAGUUGUCUCCCUCAUGCACAUGCGCUGAACCCCAAUGAGAUCCAGAGAGCUCUGGUACAGUGCAAAGAGCAGGAUAACCUGAUGCUAGAGAAAGCGUGCAUGGCAGUGGAAGAUGCAGCCAAAGGAGGAGGUGUUUACCCAGAAGUCUUGUUUGAAGUGGCUCAUCAGUGGUAUUGGCUUUAUGAGCAAAUGGUGGGUGGCACUCCUGCGCAAAGAGAAGGCGCUACUGGCUGUAGUACAGGAGGUGUUCGUUCCGUGACCGAGGCAGUGCGUGGACUUACAGACAACAGGAUAAUACCAGAAACCUCCACUGUGACUGUGGCAGCUGCGGUGACUGCUGCAACUGUGGUACCAGUGAUAUCAGUCGGGUCAACGAUCUACCAACAGCAUACUGCAAUGGCUCACGCACACAGCCAAGGACUACACCCGUACACCACUCUACAAACACACAUACCCACAGUGUGUAAUCCACAGUACAUUGGAAUCCCUCGCCAGCAAAUCGCUCAGCCAACAGUCUUCCCAGUUCCUGGAACAUUGUACACACAGGGCGUUCAUCCAGCGUUCAUUGGAGCCCAGUAUCCUUACACAGUAACGACUCCUUCUAUCGCAGCUACAGCUGUGUCCUUUCCGGGCGCUCCUGUCCCUUCAAUGACACAGAUUGCUGUCCAUCCUUAUCAUACAGAAGCAGGACUGUCACUAACGUCUAAUGUAGCAAUAGGGAGCGUUCACACGGGAACUACAUUUCCAGCAAUCCCAGGCACUAACCUGACAACACUAACUACUCAACCCACACAGCUGGUUACAGGAAGCUUUCCUGUGGAGGACGAGCAGCACAGUCAGCCUGUCAGCCCACAAGGUUUGCACUACCUCCACUCUGCUUACCGUGUUGGAAUGCUGGCACUAGAGAUGUUGGGCCGAAGAGCACACAAUGACCACCCCAACAACUUUUCCAGAAGCCCCCCAUACACUGAGGAUGUCAAGUGGUUGCUGAGUUUAGCUUCCAAGUUAGGUGUGAAUUAUGUGCAUCAGUUUUGUGUUGGAGCCGCCAAAGGUGUGCUGAGCCCGUUUGUACUACAGGAGAUUAUAAUGGAGGCUUUGCAGCGGCUUAACCCUGCCCACAUCCAUAACCACCUGCGUACCCCUGCUUUUCAUCAGCUGGUACAGCGCUGUCAGCAGUCUUACAUGCAGUACAUUCACCAUCGCUUAAUACAUCUUACCCCAGCGGACUAUGAUGACUUUGUAAACGCCAUUCGCAGUGCAAGGAGUGCAUUCUGCCUCACUCCCUUAGGAGCCAUGCAGUUCAAUGACAUUCUACAGAAUCUUAAGCGUGGCAAACAGACCAAGGAGUUGUGGCAGAGAGUGUCCCUGGAAAUGGCCACCUACUCUCCCUGAACCUAUAAAGAGACAUUUAUUUCACCUUUUAAGUGAGUAGCAUACUACAUACACAGCUAACACCUGCAGAACGUUGGGCCACAUCUAGCUGAGGAAAGGAUGAGACAUCACUGCAGGCUCAAGUCUAGAUGGUAACUCUAGAACCGUGGAAAUUGUAAACCAGCUCAGCAAUGAAACAUUGGCCUGAUCACAGCUGUAUAAACUAUUUGUACAAGGUUGGAUUUUUUUUAAUAUAUAAAAAUAUAUACACUAUUUUAGUUAAUACAUUGCAGAUCAUAUGUCUGUGUCAUUCCUUAUAUUACAAGACCCAGGCUGACCCUCCCCUCCCCGGCUUUGAUAUUAUUGGUUGAACCUUUUGUUUAAAAGUCUUAUUGUUUUUGUUUUUUCAUAGUGUAUGUUUGUCUUCCUUAUGUUCUGGCAUAUGCAAAAUAUUUAUUUUGGCUUUUUCUUUGACAAGUGUAUUCAGUAUCCCUUUCAUCUGCACAUACACCUGAAUUAAAUAACCCUUAACUCUUUAAGACGUAUGUAAUACAUGUUCCUGUGUUUCCUGAAGGGGGAUUGUUAUGUGUUUUAAAACAACAUAAAAGGGGAAUGUUAUUUGCCAACUGGGAAAUGUAAGUAUGAAUGUUCUGCAUCUGGAAGCAGAAUAUCCUUCUUUAGUUUUCUUUCCCUGGUAGAUACAUGCAUUGUCUUAUUUUUGUUUCCAAAUUAAAAGGAAAUAUUCUUUA